CGGUCCUGGCCCGCUAGCGCAACCCCGAGUCGGGCCUCCGAGAGCAGCCUCAGGAGCAGCCUCAGCCGCAGCCGCAGCCGCAGCCGCAGCCGCAGCCGCAGCCGCAGCCGCAGCCAUGGAGACAGACGCGGACACAACGGGGCUCUUCGGCGGCGGCAACAAGGACGACAAGGUCAACAUCUGCGAGUAUGUCGCGCUUAACCACUCUCUCUUGGGCAUGGUCUUCCAGAAAGGCAAGGUACGCGACCAGGUCGCGCUCUUCGGCUUCGUGACUUCGCUGGCCGUCGCGACAGGCAUGGUGACUGCCGAGUACGUCGGCAUUGACGACUGGAAGAGCCAGGCCGCCAGCCUCGCCUUGACCCUCCUCGUCGUGACGCCUGCCACGUUCUGCUUCAAGUGCUUUCAAGGCUUCUUCUCUGGGAUGAAGUGCCUGUAUGAGCUGGCCACCCUCCUCUUCGCUGGCGGCACCGUCUACUGGGCUGCAACCAGGCCGCGCGCGGCCGACGCAGGCUACCAGGCGGUCUACGGCCUCACUGCUGCCUGGAUAGUUGAGGCGCCCUCGCACAUCUUCAAGUACUUAUACUGCGCGGCGUUUUGCCCCUGCUGCAUGCCCAAGAAGGGCAAGCUGAACUCGGUGUCAGACAUUGCGCGCGAAUACACGGGCGCCCCAGAGCUGCACGUUGACAUCGAGCGAUGAGAGAUCGAUCGCUGCCGCGACUGCCCAUGCUGUAGCGCGGUGGGCACGUCGCCGCACACUCAUUCAUGUUUAGCCGCUUUCGCAUUGCCGGGCCCCUCUGUGGCGUCUAGUGGCGGGCCGUGGGUGGUAUUCGUCGGUCGGUGUAAAGCCGCAAUGGAGUACGUACUCGGUGUAGAAAGCCGUCUGUACUGUCUGCUGUGUACUGUCUGUCCGUCGCGCCCUCAGCCUCACUCACUCAGUCACACUCGUCAAGCCAACGACACGUCAGUCCAUGUGACGAGACAUAUCAUAAUCAUAAACGAAAGUGAAAAGACAAA
Messenger RNA from Emiliania huxleyi CCMP1516, 1014 nucleotides. RefSeq lists its product as hypothetical. The transcript has 2 exons. The record is from RefSeq and is a predicted model, not a curated record. The coding region runs from base 116 to 697 and encodes 193 amino acids. Lineage: Eukaryota; Haptophyta; Isochrysidales; Noelaerhabdaceae.